Raphanus sativus (radish) is the source of this 690-nucleotide messenger RNA. RefSeq names its product actin-depolymerizing factor. The transcript is spliced from 3 exons. Gene Ontology annotation, cellular component: actin cytoskeleton; cytoplasm. Gene Ontology annotation, molecular function: actin filament binding. Lineage: Eukaryota; Viridiplantae; Streptophyta; Magnoliopsida; Brassicales; Brassicaceae. Bases 137 to 547 code for a protein of 136 amino acids. Gene Ontology annotation, biological process: actin filament depolymerization. The record is from RefSeq and is a predicted model, not a curated record.
CCUCCCUUCACAAGCCAAUUAAGCAUUAUCCUCUUCUUUAGUUCUCCUACCAAGUUACAUUCCCAGAGGACAAUCAAUAUUCAUACAAAACAAGUUCCUCUUCCUCAAGCUUUACCAUAAAAACUAAACAAAAGCAAUGGCCAACGCGGCAUCGGGGAUGGCAGUGGAGGACAACUGCAAGCUGAAGUUUUUGGAGCUAAAGAAAAGAACCUAUCGGUUCAUAAUAUUCAGGAUAGACGGGCAGCAAGUGGUGGUGGAAAAGUUAGGAAACCCCCAAGAGACUUACGAUGAUUUCACCGCUUCCCUCCCUGCCGACGAGUGCCGCUAUGCGGUUUUCGAUUUCGACUUUACCACCAAUGAAAAUUGCCAGAAGAGCAAAAUCUUUUUCAUCGCCUGGUCACCGGAUUCAUCUAGAGUGAGGAUGAAGAUGGUGUACGCAAGCUCUAAGGAUAGGUUCAAGAGAGAAUUGGAUGGGAUUCAGGUGGAGUUGCAAGCCACUGAUCCUAGCGAGAUGAGUUUCGACAUUAUCAAAAGCCGAGCUCUCUAGAUCUUUUCGUUGAUUUGUCAUCAAAGCAUCUAAUAUAUUCAUCUUUCGUAUUUCUGAUAUUCCCAAAAAAAAAAGUUGAAAGAUUUUUCAGUGUUAUGUAAUUUCCUUGGUUUAAGAACUGAUUUGUUCAUCGUCGUUUUCCA